AUGACUCGAGGUAUCAAGAAUAGCGACCAAGGUGUAAUUUCAACCAUUGUUUCUAGGUUGCUUCCCUUGGUCAUUGGUUCAUGGGUUAUUAUAUAUCUGCUUAGAAAACAGGGUGGAGAGGCAGAUGUGCAGAAUUCCAGGAUAUAUUCAUGGAUAGCAUUCUAUUGGAACAAGUUAAGAGAGAGAAAUACUGGAAAUCGUGAUGGUUCCAUACUGGGUCCUGCUCAGUUUAACCCAACUGAAAGGUUUGAGAUUUAUAACGUGGAAUCUCUUUCACUGAUAGCUGUUCUGAGCAUAUGCUUAGUUUAUAUGCUGAGCUGA
Messenger RNA from Komagataella phaffii GS115, 321 nucleotides. RefSeq lists its product as hypothetical. The coding region runs from base 1 to 321 and encodes 106 amino acids. NCBI's taxonomy places the organism in Eukaryota, Fungi, Ascomycota, Pichiomycetes, Pichiales, Pichiaceae. The transcript has a single exon. The record is from RefSeq and is a predicted model, not a curated record.